This is a messenger RNA of Apodemus sylvaticus (European woodmouse), 2646 nucleotides long. It is a transcript of the gene Syn2, whose product is annotated as synapsin II. Gene Ontology annotation, molecular function: ATP binding. Gene Ontology annotation, biological process: neurotransmitter secretion. Bases 123 to 1883 code for a protein of 586 amino acids. Gene Ontology annotation, cellular component: synaptic vesicle; synaptic vesicle membrane. The record is from RefSeq and is a predicted model, not a curated record. NCBI's taxonomy places the organism in Eukaryota, Metazoa, Chordata, Mammalia, Rodentia, Muridae. The transcript has 13 exons.
ACCCAGAGCGCCGCGGCUGUCUGCUGGGCUCUCGGAGACGCGGACCCUCUUCGGUCGCCCCGCGCCAUCCUCUCCGCGCCGCCUGGCCCGCCGCCUCGAGCGCCCUCAGUCCCUCAAGCCAGAUGAUGAACUUCCUGAGGCGCCGGCUGUCGGACAGCAGCUUCAUCGCCAACCUGCCCAAUGGCUACAUGACUGACCUUCAGCGCCCGGAGCCGCAGCAGCCCCCUCCCGCCCCUGGCCCCGGGGCCGCCACGGCGUCGGCGGCCACCUCAGCUGCCUCGCCCGGCCCCGAGCGCAGGCCGCCACCCGCCCAGGCACCCGCGCCGCAGCCCGCGCCGCAGCCCGCGCCGACGCCGUCGGUGGGCAGCAGCUUCUUCAGCUCGCUGUCACAAGCUGUGAAGCAGACGGCCGCCUCCGCCGGCCUGGUGGACGCGCCCGCGCCUUCGGCCGCUUCCAGGAAGGCCAAGGUGCUGCUGGUGGUCGACGAGCCGCACACCGACUGGGCCAAGUGCUUUCGGGGAAAAAAAAUCCUUGGAGAUUAUGACAUCAAGGUGGAACAGGCAGAAUUUUCAGAGCUUAACCUGGUGGCCCAUGCAGAUGGAACCUAUGCUGUGGACAUGCAGGUACUCCGGAAUGGCACAAAGGUUGUCCGGUCUUUCAGACCAGACUUUGUGCUCAUCCGACAGCAUGCAUUUGGCAUGGCGGAGAAUGAAGACUUCCGCCACCUGGUCAUUGGCAUGCAGUAUGCAGGCCUCCCCAGCAUCAACUCACUGGAGUCCAUUUACAACUUCUGUGACAAGCCAUGGGUGUUUGCUCAGAUGGUGGCCAUCUUCAAGACACUGGGAGGGGAGAAAUUCCCACUCAUUGAGCAGACAUACUACCCCAAUCACCGAGAGAUGCUUACACUUCCUACAUUCCCUGUGGUGGUGAAGAUCGGCCAUGCUCACUCAGGCAUGGGCAAGGUCAAAGUGGAAAAUCACUAUGACUUCCAGGACAUUGCCAGUGUGGUGGCCCUCACCCAAACCUAUGCCACAGCAGAACCCUUCAUUGACGCCAAGUAUGACAUCCGGGUUCAGAAGAUUGGCAACAACUAUAAGGCUUACAUGAGAACAUCCAUCUCAGGGAACUGGAAGACCAACACUGGCUCGGCCAUGCUGGAACAGAUUGCCAUGUCAGACCGGUACAAGCUCUGGGUAGAUGCCUGCUCUGAGAUGUUUGGUGGCCUGGACAUCUGUGCAGUCAAAGCUGUGCAUGGCAAAGAUGGCAAAGACUACAUUUUUGAGGUCAUGGACUGUAGCAUGCCACUGAUUGGAGAGCACCAAGUGGAGGACAGACAACUCAUCACUGACCUGGUCAUCAGCAAGAUGAACCAGCUAUUGUCCAGGACUCCUGCCCUGUCUCCACAGAGACCUUUAACCACCCAGCAGCCGCAGAGUGGAGCACUUAAGGAACUGGACUCCAGCAAGACCCCUCCUCAGCGGCCACCCCCCCAAGGGGGCCCUGGGCAACCCCAAGGAAUGCAGCCCCCAGGCAAGGUGCUGCCUCCACGCCGUCUCCCCUCGGGACCAUCACUGCCAUCUUCUUCCUCUUCCUCCUCCUCUUCCUCCUCCUCUUCCUCGGCUCCUCAGAGGCCGGGCGGCCCCACCACCACCCACGGUGAUGCAUCCUCCAGCAGCAGCUCCCUGGCAGAGGCCCAGGCACCUCAGGCUGCUCCACCACAGAAGGCCCAGCCUCACCCACAGCUCAACAAGUCGCAGUCCCUGACAAAUGCGUUCAGCUUCUCUGAGUCCUCCUUCUUCCGGUCUUCAGCCAAUGAAGAUGAAGCCAAAGCGGAGACCAUCCGGAGCUUGAGGAAGUCCUUUGCCAGCCUCUUUUCAGAUUAGUUCUUCAGAUACACGAGGGCAUCCGGCCCAACCAGAAAAGGCAUCUAAGACAUUCACCAACAGCAGUCCGACAUGUUUGGUGGAGAUGUCCCAUGACUUGACGUGUGUGGCCCCUUCCUCUGUUCCUUUGUGCUCAGUAAUUUGUGCAGCCCAGAAAUGACCAUGUGAUAGUCUCAGGACAGGUGCCUACUCUGAGAAAGACCUGACAGGAGAGGAAAGGGCUGCUUCCCUGUAGUCUUAAGAGCUUUAUUCCGAAGUCAUCAUUGCUGUGAAUUUAGUGGCCUUAUUGUGACAGAGCCAUCGUGUCUUACUCUUCCCUGUGAAGUCAGGAUCUCCAUAACGUAGGACUCCUGGCAGCUUAGCCCAGCUCAGACACAGAGCUCAGCAUGUCCUAGUAGUCAGUGCUACCUGUGGGAAGUAUGUUCUUACCUUACAAGUAUUGUUGGCUCUAAGUUUUAGGAACUUCUCCCCAAAGCUGGGUCUACUGUGGUACUUGUUGAAAGCACACUCACCUGACCCUCCACUCUCUAGACUGCUGUGGAGGUGAAGUUCCUUGUGUUUGUUGAAACAAAAGAACAAGGCCCCACAGUGUCUCCUUUCUCCCCUCCGGAGAGCAGUUGUGUUGUGUGAACAGCAGGUACCUUGACCUUUCGGAGCUGUACUGUAGAGGAGAAUGCAUGCCGCUAUAACAACAGUCCACCAACCUUUGUGUUCCUCACCUUAUGAAUGUCAAGACCUUGGUGUAAUAAAAGCAGCAGCUUUA